AUGCCCCGACCGCAUCUUCCGGGCGCCUCGUCCCUCAGAAAUCGCAACCGGAUUACCAACAAAACCCGUCUCCGCAUUAUCAAGGGCAAUGUCGACGCAGAAGACGUCUUCAUCCCCGACGAAGAGGAGGAGAAACAUCGCCUUACCAACCUCGUCGCUGGAGUCGACGCUGAGGAUGCCAAUGAGGUUCUGUCGGCGGCACACCGGACUCAGGUCACAAAGAAGGUUGAGGACAAGUCCGCGUAUAUCCCUACACCUGACUCGACUGGCGUCGUCGAUAAUGCCGAUGAACUCUACCCCCCUGGGCGAUGGCGCGAUCCUGCGACUUAUGUCUGCACCUCGGCCGGUGUCGAGGAGUCUGUCGCCAAUGGUAUCGCCGGAGGCUUCACAUAUUACAUGGACGAACGGGACAAGGAGUGGCUCGAUAAGAACAACGAAGAGGCUAGAGGCGAAGGAACCAGUGCCCAGGGUGCUAUCUCUUCAGCAUCGGGCACCCGCACCUCUGCGCGCAGUGCCAAGGCAAAGGGCAAAGAGCCUGAUGUCAACCAGCCAACGACCAUCUCUGAAGACGAGUUUGAGCUCGUGAUGGGGCUGUUUGAAAAGGUUGCCCAUGAAAAGACAGAGUUUCUGCAUCUCGGCCUGGUCACUGGAGCCAACUUUCCACCUUUCUCAGAAUAUGAAUCAAUCUUCUCGUCGCCUCUCACUCCCGCCACGUUCGCUGCAUACACCGUUCCCUCCUGGAUACCUCAACCCCCACAUCUACUCCGGCUCGCACGAAUAAUCUAUCCGUAUUGGAGAGAGCGAAGACUCGAACGUCAAGGUCAUCGUAUCAUACCCACCCUCAACUUUGACGAGACCGACACCACCAAUGAGUCUUAUAUCUGUUUCCGACGGCGCGAGAUCAAGGCUGUUCGCAAGACCCGCCAAACUCAAGUUACCUUUUCCGACAAACUUGCUCGACUGCAGACCGAGUUUGCGUACCCAUUGGAGUUGGCCAAGUUGGUGCUGCAGCGGGAGAUGGUGAAGAAGGAAUGUGCAGUGCAGGGGCGGCAGAUUUGGGAGAGGCGAUUAGCUUUGGUGGAUCUCAAGCGCAAGUUCCCUUCGUUCUCGGGGCAAGACGAAGAGCUGUUGGUGGACAAGGAACGACCAAAGAAGGAUGUUGUUCGCGUACCGCCACGACCACCUCGUCCAACCGAGGUCCUCACGCCUAUUCCCCAAGUCGUCAUCAAGCCUCGCGAGCGGAUCGCACAGGUCAAACAGCAAAUCGAGGCUACUCUCGCGAAGCAGAAGGAAGUGGACAGGAGUUGGGAAGAUGUCGUCGACAAUCCUUACCAAGCUCCUCCCGUUCCUUUUGCUUCUCGUCUCUUCCAAUAUGUCCCUCCCUCCGACGCACCCUCAUACCCUUCCAAUACCUCGGACAAGACCUCGGACAGCGACGAAGAGCCCCCGGCGAAGGUUCCUCGGAUCUCUCGUGCGGUUCGGCUUCGCUAUGGCCGUGGUGGCCGCCUCCUCAUGGAUCGCCGGGACCCUACGCCUCGACGACCUAUACCAAAGGCUGCUCGCUCAUCGCUGUUUGGAGGUGGCGACGAUGACAUGCAAGUCGAUGUCCAGGACCCCGAGGAGGUUGAUCGCCUGAAGCGCCUCGAAGCUCAGUGGAGGUUCGAUGCUGAUGACGGUCCUCCUUGUGGUCCAGAUGGUCCUGACGAACAAGAUCGUCUGCUGUUGGAUGACUAUGAUCCCAAGUACCUACGAUACGCAAUGACCUUGUUCACUGACACCGACCACGCGCAUCUAUCCACCGACCCGACUAUCCAUCUCCCCAAUGCAAAUGGCCAGCAAUCCUCGGUUAUACCUUACCGACUCGGUAUGCCACCGAUGGUGCGGCGAGAUCCGCAGGGCAAUCUUCGACCUAUCCACCCCGUCCAUGGAAUGUUCCUUGGACCUGUUCCUUAUCCUGGUCUGCUCGCUACGCCUGUCGCGAUGCAGCAUCAAAUCAAGAAGAUGCCACCUCCCAACGCGCUACCUCAAAUGCGUAUCUCUUCCAAUGGCGGUAUGCGACCACCGAGCGUUCCUGGUGUCGCGCUCGCCGCUGUUGGACCUCAGCAGUCGCCACCGCCGCCGACCGCUAUCCCUCAGAACCCAGCGACUAAUGGUAUCGCAAGACCUGCCAUUGCCAUGCCGCAUGUCGACUUGGUCAAGCCUGCCGAGCCGGUAGCGAAUGGAACACCGGCGCUUGCGUCUCAGCAGGCGGCGGAACGUCAAACCUCUCCACCUCAGGAGAUGGCCACCCCCGCCAAUGGCAUUAGUCCGCAACGACCCAAGUCGCAGAACCAGACGCCUAUGGCUCUCGGCGUGCCUACGAACGGCUACCACCUCACCUCGCUCAAUCCCGCCAGUGCGGCUACCGCCGCCGCCGCCUACGCACAGCUGCAGGCCAACCAACGGGCGCAGUUGAUGCUUCAGCAGAAGACACCGCAGGAUAUCAAGGCUGCGUUCGCCAAUGCUGGGUUAAAUCUCACGCCGCAGGAUUUGGCGGCUCUUCAGGCGCAGGCUGCUACGAACCGCGCGAUGUACGCGAAUAGUGCAGCGGCUGCUCAACUCGCUGCUGGGAAUUUGAACCUCAAGCUCCCGGCUGCGCGACAGAUGCAGUGGGCGUUGGGUAUGAACCUCCAGCGGCCUGGAUCAGCUGUGCCAGUCAACAACGCCGGAGGAGGGGAAGGCGGUGGUACUCAAGUGCAGAUGGGUCAAGCGCAGAUGGUGAAUGGGGUCGGGAUUGGGAUUGCCUCCCCCAAUCCGCAGCAUAUGAUCCCUGUGCGAUCGCCUUCUGCGAAUGGGAUGCGUCCUGGGAUGAGGAUAUCGUCUACGGGGCAGAUGCAGCAGAUGUCACCACAUAUGCAGCAUAGUUCGCCUUCUCCGCUUCCGAAUAUUGCGCAGCAGUCGCAGUCUCCGCCGAGAGUUCCGAUGACGCCUGCUAUGGUUAUGGCUUCGCCUCCGCAGCAGCAGAAUGGGUAUUAG
Molecule: messenger RNA, 3015 nt
Organism: Coprinopsis cinerea okayama7#130
Lineage: Eukaryota; Fungi; Basidiomycota; Agaricomycetes; Agaricales; Psathyrellaceae
Product: NuA4 histone acetyltransferase subunit
Exons: 5
Coding region: 1-3015 (1004 amino acids)
Biological process (GO): regulation of transcription by RNA polymerase II
Cellular component (GO): piccolo histone acetyltransferase complex
Source: RefSeq, a predicted model, not a curated record